Messenger RNA from Colletotrichum phormii, 408 nucleotides. RefSeq lists its product as uncharacterized. Bases 1 to 408 code for a protein of 135 amino acids. The record is from RefSeq and is a predicted model, not a curated record. The transcript is spliced from 2 exons. NCBI's taxonomy places the organism in Eukaryota, Fungi, Ascomycota, Sordariomycetes, Glomerellales, Glomerellaceae.
AUGGUCACAUUUCGCCUCAUGGGACUGGCGGUGGCGGAAUUCGCAUGGUCCGCCGACGACGACGACGACAGCGGCGGCGGUGGAGAGUUUGAAUUGUACGAAGACCUCGAGGUCUGGGGCACAAUCGAUGAUGUGGAAGAAUUUUACGAGAUGGACAGCGAAGAAGCUCGGUUUGACGUUCCCGGAGGCUUCAGGUGGAGCUGUUGCCAGCGCGUUGGCGAGGUGAAAUGCUGUCGAAAGGGGCAACACGUGGCCGUAUUGGAACACGGCCCUUUGACGUUGGGGAGUUUCGGUGAGGGUGACAACGCGGUGGGGAUUCCAGUGAAGCAAAGUCAUGGCAAGCGCAAGGCUGAGGAGGAUAUCGCCGGCAUUGCGCAAAGGACAAGGACGGGGUCUCGGCGGAUAUGA